AUGACGGUGCGGAGCACGGCUCCCACUUCACAUGUAAGAAGACAUUUGUGGCAUUCGCCCCGGAAUUAUUCUGCAACUCAAGACCCCGAUCCAGGACAGGCGGCUGGGAAUUCUGUUAACGGCGUACGACAACAGGACCAGACGUUGCUGGAUUCAACUAGCAAACAGCCAGACACAAUCCAACCUGUGCUCGCUUCUCCAAAGGGUGCUCAAGAUGUGCGAGGAAUGAUGUCCAGGGGUAGAGUGUUUGGAAAGAGCCAUUGGAUAAACACCACGCGGGAGUUCAAAGAAAUAGAAGCCUUCGUCCAUGGCGCUGAUAUGAAUAGCACAGCAUCGCUACAAUCCAAUGCCAAGAGUUCUGGAACUCUUCAUUCCCUUCAAAAGUGCAAAGAGUUGACCAGAAAAGCCAAAGCUAGGGCUAGUCGGUGGCUCUCGUAUCAGGAACUGAAGAAUUCCAUACCUCCCAAAGAGGUGGCCGAUCACUUGGUGGAUCUAUAUUUACGAGCAUUUGAGUCAGCAUACAGAAUUCUCCAUAUCCCGCCAUUCCAAAAUGAAUAUGCUCGUUAUUGGAACAAUCAAGAAGCCGCAAGCGAAGAACUUAAACUCCAGAUCCUACUCGUUAUGGCGAUUGGCACAUGCCUAUACGAAGGUCCUCAUAAUCAGUCUGGAUUACGCGCCCUCGCUCUGCAAUGGAUAUACAGUGCGCAAGUUUGGCUUUCCGGGACUUUUGAGAAAGACCGCCUCAGUGUCUCGGGGCUCCAGAUCCAUUGCCUCUUACUUCUUUCGCGCCAAAUUCAUUCUAUAUGCUGUGACUCAAUAUGGAUUUCAGCAGGGUCUCUCGUACGAACAGCUAUGCAGAUGGGUCUACAUCGGGAUCCAGGCCAUUUCACUAAACUGUCUGUACUACAGACCGAACUCCGUAGGCGACUCUGGGCUACGAUAAUGGAAAUGGCUGUGCAAUCCGCGCUGGAUUCCGGUAUGCCUCUGAUUUCGCCCGACGAUUUCGACACGGAACCCCCAUCAAACAUUAAUGAUGAUGAGAUGGAUGAGACUACAAAGUUACUUCAGCCUAAGGACGAAGGGAUAUUUACAGAGACUUCAUUCCAAAUUACUCUGUUCAAAUCCUUGCACACGAGAAUGGAAGUACUCAGACUGGUCAAUGGUCUCAAAUCUGAGCCAUCAUAUGUAGAUGCCCUGCACGUCGGCUCGCAAAUGGCUAAGGCAUGUCGUGACUGCAGCCUUAUAACACGUGGAUAUGGGCUUUCCUCUACCGAUCAAAUGCCGAGACCAACGGCAUUCCAUCGCAAUGUGGUUGAGCAUUUCCUGCUCCGCUUUCUGCUUGCACUCCACGUCCCAUUCACCACUAACGCCCGCACCAACCCGCAAUUUUACUUCUCCCGCAAAGUCGCUCUGGAAACCGCUCUUACUAUCGUAACUCCUGAAGACGAGGAUGAUUUCUUUCGUCUGAUGUCUACAAGAGGAGGUCUAUUCUGGGAAAGCUUUAGGCAAUGCGCUUUAAUCAUUGGCCUUGAACUCAUCACGCAGGUUGACGAAGAUCGCACGAACAUGAUGUUGCAAACAAACAAGGCCAACAGAGAACCGCUGAAAGAGUCACUGAAAAGGUUACUCUCGCUCUCGGAGAAGAGAAUCGAGAUGGGCGAGAAUAGUGUGAAAUCACACCAGUUUUUCAGCAUGAUUCUUGGACAGGUUGCGUCGAUGGAAACCGAUAUUGACCUGGAGCUCGCGAUUGCCAACGCUUCAUAUACAAGCACCCGCAUCUGCUAUGAUAUAUUAUGCGCGCGGAUACUUUCGAAUCAGGCUGCUUCGCAGCCUGAUGAUCUCUUUCGCUCGGGUACGGUCAAUGAGCAGUCUGGAUAUGGCGACGCGCUGAAUCCCGGUGCUAGCUCCCUACAGGCUAUAGACUUACGUUCUGAUAUGAUAGAUUCAUGGUCCUUUCCCCAGUGGAACGACAAAUUCUAG
Molecule: messenger RNA, 1980 nt
Organism: Amorphotheca resinae ATCC 22711
Lineage: Eukaryota; Fungi; Ascomycota; Leotiomycetes; Helotiales; Amorphothecaceae
Exons: 2
Coding region: 1-1980 (659 amino acids)
Biological process (GO): regulation of transcription by RNA polymerase II; DNA-templated transcription
Cellular component (GO): nucleus
Molecular function (GO): zinc ion binding; DNA-binding transcription activator activity, RNA polymerase II-specific; RNA polymerase II cis-regulatory region sequence-specific DNA binding
Source: RefSeq, a predicted model, not a curated record